Girardinichthys multiradiatus is the source of this 892-nucleotide messenger RNA. Its product is annotated as cell death-inducing p53-target protein 1 homolog. The coding region runs from base 75 to 734 and encodes 219 amino acids. The transcript is spliced from 5 exons. Gene Ontology annotation, molecular function: zinc ion binding. Lineage: Eukaryota; Metazoa; Chordata; Actinopteri; Cyprinodontiformes; Goodeidae. The record is from RefSeq and is a predicted model, not a curated record.
GGUAAAUAAGGAGCUCCGGUUGUUGUCCUCCUGACCGUCUUUGAAGACAUUCAGCAAAUCCAUCUGCAGAUAAAAUGAAAAAAGGUGAAGGACCUCCUCCAGAUACUGAAGUUAUUCUUGAUAUCCCGGCGCCACCAUAUCCUGGCCCCCCUUUGGACAACAAUGUGGUUGUCACUAUGCCUAAACCUGAUGGUCAGCAGCAUCACCAACCUGUUGAUCAGCAAAAUCCCCAACCUGUUGCUCCCCAGCCUCUUGCUCAGCAAAAUCCCCAACCUGUUGCUCCCCAGCCUGUUGCUCAGCAAUAUCCCCAACCUGUUGCUCUCCAGUCUGUUGCUCAGCAAUAUCCUCAGCCUGUUGCUCAGCAAUAUCCUCAGCCUGUUGCUCAGCAAUAUCCUCAGCUUGUUGCUCAGCAAUAUCCCCAACCUGGUCAACAACCAGUUAUGCAAUUUGUUGGACCACAAGGUCCCGUUGUUCAGUCAGUGAACCCAGUGUUGGUGGUGCAACGGACACCCACUGACGCCCCUGGACAAAUGCACUGCCCCCAUUGCCAGAACACUGUUGUGACCAAAACCGAAUACCAAAUAGGCAUGCUAACCUGGAUCAUUUCUGGAGUGCUGUUUUUUGUUGGGUGCUGGCCUUGCUGUCUCAUCCCCUUCUGUGCGACUUCUUGCCAAGAUGUGCAGCACUCCUGCCCAUCAUGUAACAACGUCCUGCACACCUACAGACGCAGGUGAAACCCACUGUUGAACCCUGCAGUGACUGACAUGUAUGCUGAGUCUCUAUUAAAGUGGACUUUUUUGUCUUAUCCUGCUAACAUUUACAUUUAGUUGACUGUUAUUACUAAUAAAAAACAUGUGCUUGAAUCAUGAAUAAUUAUUGAUUAAAUCAGAUA